ACUCCCACCCUCGAAAACACGCGAAAACUUAUGCAACUUGGGCCCUUAAUCUCCCAGAGUAAUCUCGAGCGACAGCAUAUAAAUCCAAAGGUCGAAGCCUGGCCUCACGUGAACGAACGGCAGCGGCAAAGGAAAACGGGAAGGGAAGCCAAAACUUCGGCCGCUGCCGCCAAUGUGAUGCCCGCUUACUAGCUUCCACGUUCGGCUUCCCGCGGCGGCGAAUGGCUGCCGGUCGUUGAGUAGGAAGGAACCGCUGCCGGUUUCCCCGCCGCGCGCGCCAUGAAGGUCUCUUCGCUCUUCGUCUUCCACGGCCUCGCUUUCGCCUGGUACGUAUUCCUCGUCGCCUUCAUCAACACGAUAGGGACGGGACCUGGCGACAAGAAGCCGGACAACAUCGUCGCCUACGGCGGGCCGUGGAAGUUCCUGACCGUGCUCAACCUGGUUCUGCAGGCUGUUUACUUCGGGGUCUCCUUGCUGAUUGACGCGCUGGUACUAAUGAAGCAACUGCGAAUUGCUAAGUCCAUGUUCCCCUUCAGAGACUUGAUCUUUGGCAGCCUGGCUUUUCCUAUCUCCAUGUUAGUGUUUACGAUCUUUUGGACACUAUACCUUUAUGAUCGGGAGCUUGUUUAUCCCAAGAGCCUUGAUACUCUCCUUCCUUUAUGGGUGAAUCAUGCUAUGCAUACUGUUAUAUUACCAUUGUCCCUGACGGACCUCUUGAUUACCCCGCAUCGUUAUCCACCAAAGAGAAAAGGGAUCGGCGUAUUAGCAAUUGGGGGUGCUGCCUAUCUCUGUUGGCUUCUGUGGAUUUACUCGGUGACUGGGAGGUGGGUGUACCCUAUAUUUGAAAAGCUAAGUGUACCCGGCAUAGCUGCCUUUUUUGUGUGGAACACUUUCAUCGCUCUCUUUUGCUACAACACAGGAGAAUUCCUUUGCCGCAUGAUUUGGGGUGACUCCGUAGUAAUACUUGACAUUUACAAGAAGAAAAGCAAAUGAAACUUGGAUGGUGCCAGAGCGAAACCUAGAUGAAUUAAGAAUGAAGCCAGCGAAGUCAAGCAAGAAGAUAUCUCUAUGCAGAACCUUCUCAUAUGCUUGUUCAACACCUUGUGUCUUCCAACGAAUCUAGAUUCUAAAAAUUACUGGAUUCUGGGGAUGGAUUUGAGGGUCUGCCUGGGCAGAUCCCUUUCAGGAUUCCAGAGGAUUAAUUUGAUUCCAGAAAGCUUAAGAUGGAUCCCCAGGCACAUCAAGCCACAGGUGUGUUGUAUGCCAAUUAAAUAAGUGGUACAUACCUUAGGACAGAAUCCUCCCAAGGCUGCUACAAACUGUCUGGAGUGGAUUGCGUCAGUCCUAUCAAUGAGCCUAAACUUCACUGGGAGAGCCACAGCAGCUCCUGAGGCCUUGGACCUUCACACUUGUGUGUUACAUUGCUAUGGAAGCUGCAGUCAUCACAAUGCUGUGCAAAUCUAGAUGCCUGUUGCAGCUCUUCUGGUGGAGACUGGGCCCUUCUCCCCUCUCCUGAAUAGAGAGAGAGAUGGGGGAAGAGCCUACAUUGAGAGGAGUGCUGCAGACAUAGGUUUUUGGCUUGUGAAUGACUGCACCAAUGUGAUCAAGACGCUUGGAAACCCCUGUGUAGGAAAGGCUGGGCUCUAGGCCCGGGAAUACCUGAUUCAGAGCCAAUAAAUUCAGACUGACAAGGGCUGCCUAUCUUUAAAUGAAUAUUUUGUACUACAUCAUGAAGGCUAACCUGAUGGCAUCAUUUCAGGUGAUUAAGAAAAAGAAUUUACAGUUGCAGAUUAAUGAAAUGCAUAGCAUCCAGUGCU
Molecule: messenger RNA, 1817 nt
Organism: Lacerta agilis (Sand lizard)
Lineage: Eukaryota; Metazoa; Chordata; Lepidosauria; Squamata; Lacertidae
Gene: ADTRP
Product: androgen dependent TFPI regulating protein
Exons: 6
Coding region: 280-993 (237 amino acids)
Cellular component (GO): endomembrane system; membrane
Source: RefSeq, a predicted model, not a curated record